Messenger RNA from Saccharomyces paradoxus, 1377 nucleotides. RefSeq names its product putative mannan endo-1,6-alpha-mannosidase (gene DFG5). Lineage: Eukaryota; Fungi; Ascomycota; Saccharomycetes; Saccharomycetales; Saccharomycetaceae. Gene Ontology annotation, biological process: carbohydrate catabolic process; fungal-type cell wall biogenesis; budding cell bud growth. Gene Ontology annotation, molecular function: mannan endo-1,6-alpha-mannosidase activity. Bases 1 to 1377 code for a protein of 458 amino acids. The record is from RefSeq and is a predicted model, not a curated record. The transcript has a single exon.
AUGAUCGUUAAGAAUACUAUGAAGAUGAUCUUAUUGAUAUGCUUUACGUUUCUAUCAUUCUUCAGAGUCAGUCAUGCCAUGGAUUUGGAUACUACAAGCAAAACAUCAAUUUGUGAUGCGACAGCGUUAAUUCAAGACGGUAUGCUGGAUUACUAUGAGGGUACUAGAUACGGUGGUACAGUUGGGAUGUUUCAGUCACCAUACUAUUGGUGGCAUGCAGGUGAAGCAUUCGGUGGCAUGUUGGAAAAUUGGUUUCUUUGUGAGAAUGAUACAUAUCAAGAAUUGCUAUAUGACGCACUAUUAGCACAAACUGGUUCUAACUACGAUUAUAUUCCGGCGAAUCAAACGAUGGUUGAGGGUAAUGAUGACCAAGGUAUCUGGGGCAUUACUGUUAUGGGUGCUGUCGAGAGAAAUUUUACAGACCCUGGUGAUGACAAACCGGGUUGGUUGGCAAUGGUACAAGCCGUUUUCAACACCAUGUACUCAAGAUGGGAUUCAGAACACUGUGGUGGUGGCUUAAGAUGGCAAAUUUUCACUUGGAAUAGUGGCUACAACUAUAAAAAUACUGUUUCAAAUGCAUGUUUAUUCCAAAUUGCGGCAAGAUUGGGGAGAUAUACUGGUAAUACUACAUAUUUAGAAGUUGCUGAACAGGUUUUCGAUUGGCUAGUGGAUGUCGGGUAUGUGGUUCUUAACGAUACUGCAAAUGUCUUUGAUGGUGCAGAAAUUGAUACAAAUUGCACUGAUAUUACGAAAAUUGAAUGGACCUAUAAUCAUGGUAUCGUGCUUGGUGGUCUUGCGUACAUGUAUAAUGCUACGAACGGGACGGGUGAAUGGGAGACUAGUUUGACAAAAAUUUUGAAUGGUGCCAAGUCUUAUUUUUUCAAAGAUAGUAUCAUGUAUGAAAGUGCCUGUCAAGACUAUGGCACCUGUAACACUGAUCAAAGGACAUUCAAAAGUAUCUUUUCUCGUAUGCUCGGUCUUACAAGUGUUCUGGCUCCCUUUACUAGUGACACGAUUGAUGAUUUAAUAAAAACAAGUGCUGAAGCCGCUGCAAAAUCAUGUGAUGGUGGUACAGAUGGGCAUACGUGUGGUUUGAAUUGGCAGAAGGAAACCAACGAUGGCUACUAUGGACUAGGUGAACAAAUGAGUGCACUAGAAGUUAUUCAAAAUCUUUUAAUUCACGACAGACCAGCCCCAUAUAAGGAAAGUAAUGGCGGUACGUCAAAAGGUGACGCGAACGCCGGUAUGAACUCAUCGACCACAAAUGUGCUACAGAAUAAUUUAAACAUCAAGAAAGGUGAUCGCGCUGGUGCCGCUAUCAUCACAGCAAUCAUACUGAGUGUGCUAAUUGGUGGCGCUGUGUGGAUGCUGUUUUAA